Zerene cesonia (dogface butterfly) is the source of this 1055-nucleotide messenger RNA. RefSeq lists its product as uncharacterized. Lineage: Eukaryota; Metazoa; Arthropoda; Insecta; Lepidoptera; Pieridae. The coding region runs from base 543 to 1055 and encodes 170 amino acids. The transcript is spliced from 5 exons. The record is from RefSeq and is a predicted model, not a curated record.
ACCUACCCUUGCAUCAGGCGAACCGUUUUCAAUUUUAUCAAAUUUUUGUACAAUUAAUUUGUAUUUUAUAAUGAAUAAAGAAAGUCAAGUACACCGUACAAGAUACAGGAUAUUUAAAGGAAUCGGCCAUCUUGGCGUCACCUCGUGCCCUCGUCAAGAAAAGCCGCAAGAAGGUUCACAAGGAAGGAUAAGAGUAUACGGGACAAGAUGCUGUGAUGACCUUCGCCUAAGACUUGGAACCGAGACACCUGCUGUAUAUCGAUGCUCAUUACUUGUUUUAUCAUCCAAUUCGUCCAUCCCCGUUUUUGCAGCGAUGUUUGCCACUUUUGGGUGCAAACCGAAUUGAGGGGGCGGUGAUGCGAACGAGGCGUUAAGACAGCGCAAGGCAUACGCCCCGUGCUCCGCGCCAGAGCAGCACUCUGCCUUGGAGGCCCCCGCGCGCGACCAAACCGCCGCGACGCCCGCACAUUCUUCGCGCUCGCGUGACACAGACAAGAUACCCGCCUAUCAUUGUGGAGUCGCUCCCCAAUUGGGCGACGCACAUGAAGGCGCUGACGGAGAUCCUGGGGCACCAGGUGAAUGCGCGCGCCUAUGGCACAGGCGUGCGCUUCUCGCCCCAGGACGAAGCGGAGUACCGAGCGGUAGACCGCUACCUGCGCCGCAUCGAGGGGGAGGGAGAGGACAUUUCAUGGUUCUCGUACUCCCCCGAAGCGGAGCGCAGCGUCAAGGUAGCCGUCCGCGGGCUGCCGAUAAACACGCAGCCCGAGGAGCUGCUCGCCGCGCUGCGCGAACGGGGCUAUGAGCCCGAGUUCGCGCGGCCCAUCCGCGCUAGGAAGGGGCGCCCUGGUUGCCUCUUCCUGGCGAUACUCAAGAAGACGCCGAACAUCACCCCGGGCAUAUACUCCAUAAAGGAGCUUAUGCACAUGCCCGGGGUCACCGUCGAGGCCUCGCAGGCGGCCCAGCGCGCCCCUGCGCCGGCGCGCCCUGUCGCCGCCGCCGCCGCCGCCGCUCACACACCCUCCUCGCGGAGGGUGUGUGAGAGAGGAUCCCGAUAA